AUGGCGCCCCCACUAUGGCGCAGCUACGCCACAUUCCAGUCGUCUACUAAGCGUCCGGCUGCCUCUAACGUCCAAGAAACGGCGGGAUUUUUCUCCCGGAUCUUCCUCUUCUGGGUCAAACCCAUGAUGCAACAAGCGCACACUCAGCAACUUAACGCUAGCGACGUGUGGCCUUUGCGUCCUUCAAUCCGAGCCGAUGUCAUCCUCCAGAGGUUCAAGACGCCGUUGCAGCAACAUAAGAAUUUCCUUCCCAAGGCGUUCGCUCAAGUGUUCUGGUUCCAAUUCGUCCUCACGGGGCUGGCAAUGCUUGUGUCAAUGAUGUGCAACUUAAUGGGACCCAUCGCACUUAACCGAGUUGUAACGGUACUUUCGGAUACUUCCGAAGAGGAAGCCGAACUCGAAGCUACAGCAGCUCAAUGGGUCGGUCUGGUGUUCGCUGCCCAAGUGAUUCAAGCUCUAGCUGAUUGCUACAUUGGGACACAGAACGAGGUGGCUGCUAUCCAGUGCAUUUGCCUGCUAAAAACUUUAUUAUUCCGGAAGAUGAUGAAGUUAAGUGCCAGUUCCCGCAAGAGAAAAUCGACCGGAGAACUUACCAACAUGUACACGGCAGACUGCGAGUCGCUGGUACGAACAGCGUUGGUAGUGCACCAGAUGUGGCUCAUCCCGCUCCAGAUCCUCGUGGUUAGCUACAUGCUCGUCCGUGUACUGAGUGUUGCUGCAUUUGCGGGCAUUGCCGUGAUCGUGUUGAUGUUGUGGCUCAAUCAUUUCGUCUCGAAGCAAAUGCACAGCUUAGAACGCACACAUCGACGUGAAAAAGACAAACGGAUGAAAAAGGUGACGGAAGCGUUGAAAGCGGUGAGUGUCGUCAAGCUUAACGCUUGGGAAGGCCCGAUUACGGCAGAAAUUAACGCCGCACGGGAGACGGAGCUGCGUGCUUUACUCAAGAUGCGCAUCAUGACAUCGCUGAGUAUCGUUCUGCUUUGGGGCAUGCCGGUUUUCGUCAGCAUUGCUGCGUUUGGCACCUUUUCUGCUGGAUUGCAUCGCCACCUCACACCCGCGAUUGUGUUUACGAGUCUCGCGCUGUUUUUACUGAUCCAAGCGCCACUGCGUAGCAUCACGUCGAUCGUUUCGAUGGCUAUUCAAUGCAGUGUGGCGUUGGAGCGAGUAUCGUCGUUCUUACGUAUGGAUGAGUUGGAAGAGAGCAAUGUUAUGACUGCUGACGAUCCCUUGGCCCAUAAAUAUAAAGCCAAAGACGUAGUGGUCCAGGGUCCUGUUGGGUGUGGGAAAUCUUUCUUGUGUUCUGCGCUGCUUGGAGAGAUGCAGAAACGUAGAGAAACUGUGCUUGUAAGUGGCAGUGUGGCGUACUGCUCGCAACAACCGUGGAUCCAGAAUAUGACUGUGAAAGAUAAUAUUCUGUUCGGCCAUCCGUUUGAACGAACCAAGUACGAGAAAGUACUUGACGCAUGUGCCUUGACACGUGAUCUUCAGUCGCUACCAGUAGGAGAUCGCACCGAGAUUGGAGAGCGUGGCGUCAACUUUUCAGGUGGCCAACAAGCUCGAAUUGCGCUGGCUCGAGCGUGUUAUAGCGACUCCAGCGUCUAUAUUCUGGAUUCGCCGCUGUCAGCAGUAGACGCGAUCGUGCAGAACGAAAUAGUCGAGAAAUGUUUGCUCGGACUUUUGAGAGAGAAGACGAUCAUAUUGGUGACUCAUAACCCGGAGAUUAUGACGUCGAGGUUCAUCACACGAGCCGUCACAGUGAACGACGCAGGUUCUGUUAUAGAGACUUUCUGUGCCGACAAUCAACCAGACUACGAGGCUCUUGUUUCUCCAAUAGGAAGAGAUUCGGAUCGUCUAUCGUUCGAUAACAAUGCAACUACGUUGUAUAGCAUUAGUGAAGACACGGAAGAUGUGGCACCAGACUGUUCUACUCGGAAGAAGUCGCUGAGUUUUGCAGGUACCGAAGACAGCGAGAGAGGCAGGCUGAUUCAAGCUGAAACGCGGUCGGAGGGGCGAGUUGCUCGUCAUGUUUUUGAGGCCUACUACCACGCAGUAGGCGGCCUACCAGUCGUGUCAGCUAUUCUCGUGUCUCAAAUGUUGUGGCAAGUACUGCAGAUCAGCAGUGAUUUCUGGCUGAGUCAUUGGUCGAAUGACGCUGCUACACUUGGAGCAGCUGCGGCGAGCGCACAUACGCACACAGCGUAUCGUUUAGGUGUGUACGCAAGUCUCGGACUACUGGCAGCAACGAUGGUGUUUGGUAGGACCGUACUAGUCACGAUCUAUGGUAUUCGCGCUGCGAGGAACUUAUUCGACCGCAUGACGUACGCUUUGAUGCACGCGCCCAUGCGAUUCUUCGAUGCGAACCCAAUCGGCCGCGUAUUAACUCGCUACGGAGGUGACGUAGCUGCCGUAGACGUCCAGAUCCCCUUCAUGUUCGGGACGCUAGCGGCCAACGUAUUUCCCGUUGGCUGUAGCUUAGCCACCGCUGCGUUUUUGAUCCGUUGGAAAGGGUUAUUGUUGCUCCCAGUGAUCGCAGUGUACGUGGCCGUCGGUAGUUUCUACAUCUCGCCAGCUCGAGAGUUGCAGCGCUUGUCGAAGACUACGCUGUCUCCUGUUUUAACGCACAUGUCGGAGUCUGUUGAUGGUGCGUCCAUCGUUCGCGCUUUCGGACAAGUCCAAAGAUUCUUCCAGACCAGCAGUGCGAUACUCGAUGCGAACCAUAAGAUCUGGUACGCACAAGUGUACGUUACGCAAUGGUUCUCGCUGCGUAUCCAGCUUGUGGGCUGUUUAUUGUUACUUGUGGUCACGUCUUCGCUCGUGCUUCUGCACCGUCAACUCGACGUCGCAAUGAUCGGCUUGGCCUUCUCGUAUUCCUUGAAAAUUGCAGCUAAUCUGGAGGGAAUCAUACGCUCUUUGGCUCGUAUCGAGACGGUAAUGAUCAGUCCUGAGAGGAUACAAGAGUACAUUGAGAUCGAGCAAGAAGCGCCCUACCGUAUCCCCAUGAUGGACCCACCAGCACAACUUGAGUGGCCCUCAACUGGGUCAAUACUUUUCGACAAGGUUUCAUUCCGAUACCAACCGAGAGGCGACUUGGUACUGCGUAGCUUAAGCUUCUCUAUAGCUGGAGGACAGAAGAUCGGAAUCGUUGGUCGCACUGGAGCCGGCAAGUCGAGCUUGGCUAUGGCUUUGUUUCGCAUCAGCGAGCUUACAUCAGGUAGAGUGCUGGUCGACGGCGUUGAUGUGGCCACUAUCGGUCUCAAAACACUGCGCGAAAAACUGUCUAUUAUCCCUCAAAGUCCGGUACUCUUCAAGGGUUCGUUGCGUGCUUACUUGGAUCCAUUCGACGAGUUCACGGACGAUCAGUUGUGGGCCUCUAUUCGAGAAGUUGGGCUGACUCAACGUAUCGCUGAAGACAAGAGGAAACUCGCGAUGAUCGUGGAGGAGAACGGCGAGAACUUCAGUGUGGGCGAGCGGCAGAUGUUGUGUAUGGCUCGAACUCUGCUGCGUCACUCGCGUAUCGUCAUCUUCGACGAGGCCACUGCGACGAUUGACCACGAGACAGACCAAAACCUGCAACAAGUGAUCCGUACAGCGUUCAAGAAGUCGACAGUGCUGACGAUUGCGCAUCGAUUGGACACUGUCCUGGACUCGGAUCGCAUUCUGGUGCUUGAUAAAGGUCGCUCGGUUGAGUUUGCGUCACCAAAGGAGCUAGUGAGUAAAAGCCAAGGACACUUCUUCGACCUUAUGCGCGAAGGUGGAUACUUGGACAAGUUCAAGCAGCAACAAGGAAUCAAAGCGGCGAGUAUCGCUUAG
Phytophthora infestans T30-4 is the source of this 3810-nucleotide messenger RNA. RefSeq names its product multidrug resistance-associated protein 1, putative. The record is from RefSeq and is a predicted model, not a curated record. Gene Ontology annotation, biological process: transmembrane transport. Gene Ontology annotation, molecular function: ABC-type transporter activity; ATP binding; ATP hydrolysis activity. Bases 1 to 3810 code for a protein of 1269 amino acids. NCBI's taxonomy places the organism in Eukaryota, Oomycota, Peronosporomycetes, Peronosporales, Peronosporaceae. The transcript has 2 exons. Gene Ontology annotation, cellular component: membrane.